Orycteropus afer afer is the source of this 1860-nucleotide messenger RNA. It is a transcript of the gene RMI1, whose product is annotated as RecQ mediated genome instability 1. The record is from RefSeq and is a predicted model, not a curated record. Lineage: Eukaryota; Metazoa; Chordata; Mammalia; Tubulidentata; Orycteropodidae. Gene Ontology annotation, molecular function: nucleotide binding. Gene Ontology annotation, cellular component: RecQ family helicase-topoisomerase III complex; nuclear body. The transcript has a single exon. Gene Ontology annotation, biological process: double-strand break repair via homologous recombination; resolution of meiotic recombination intermediates. The coding region runs from base 1 to 1860 and encodes 619 amino acids.
AUGAGUAUAAGAGAUAUUGCAUUAAGAGUUGAAACCUGGCUUUCUGCUACGUGGCAUGUUAAAGUACCUCUAAUGUGGCUAGAAGCUUGUAUAAAGUGGAUCCAAGAAGAAAAUAAUAAUGUUAAAUUGAGUCAGGCACAAAUUAAUAAACAAGUGUUUGAGCAAUGGCUUCUAACUGAUCUGAGAGAUUUGGAGUAUCCUCUUUUACCUGAUGGCAUUUUAGAAGUCCCAAAAGGAGAACUGAAUGGAUUUUAUGCUCUGCAGAUUAAUUCAUUUGUUGAUGUAAGCCAACCUGCAUAUUCCCAGAUACAGAAGUUAAGAGGAAAGAAUACAACAAAUGAUCAAGUUACAGCUGAAACCCAAGUACCUGAAAAACCUUGGGAAGCAAAGCCUUCACGAGUGUUGAUGCUGCAGAUAACAGAUGGAAUUAUACAAAUGCAGGGAAUGGAAUAUCAGUCUAUUCCAGAUCUUCAUAGUGAUCUUCCUCCAGGUACAAAAGUUUUGAUUUAUGGAAACAUUUUUUUCCGUCUUGGUGUUCUGUUAUUGAAACCAGAAAAUGUAAAGGUGUUGGGGGGUGAAGUAGAUGCUCUUUUAGAAGAAUAUGCCCAAGAAAAAAUACUAGCAAGGUUAAUUGGGGAAGCUGAUCCUUUAGUUUCAGUCAUACCAAAUAAUUCUAACCAAACCAUCCCCAGGACUACAGAUAUUACAGAUCCUGCUUUAGGACCUUCUGAUGAAGAACUCUUGGCAAGUCUUGAUGAAAAUGAUGAACUUGCAGCAAAUAAUGACACUUUGGAAAGAGAAUAUUUUAGCAUAGGUAGUUCUUCAAAUACUGAAACCAUGAGAAAGCCAAGUUUUGAACCAGGAUUUGUUAUUUCUCCAAAACCAAAGGAAGAACCACCAAACCAAUCUAUGCAUUUCACUGAUGGAGAAUUAGAUGACUUUUCAUUGGAAGAGGUCUUGCUUUUAGAAGAAACUGUCCAGAAAGAACAAUUGGAGACUGAAGAAUUGCAGUCAUUGACAUCAAACAGGAACACAGCAUAUAAAUCUAAUACUCUGAAUAAUGUUCCUUUGAUUUGUAAAAAUGGAAACAAUAAUUGGGAUGGAAAAAAUGUAUCUGAAGAAAUAAAUAAUAAAGAUAGAUCUUUUGGUUGUCCAUCUGCUAGAGAGCUAAAUAGUAAUGUUUUCUCAGUUGAUCAUAAUGUACCCUUGCCCCAUGAUUUUACAAAUAAAGAUAGGAAUUCAAAGACAGAUAAUAAAGUAAAGCAAAGUGUCAGCAGUUCAAAUGGGGCUUCCUUAAAUCAUAAAAUAAUAAAUAGAGAGCUGGUCAAUUAUGUACCAAAAAGGAGUUUACAAAGAUCUAAUGAAAAUGAGCACCAUUUACAGACUUGUUCUUUAAGAUCAUCAGAGAAUAGCAAUAAUCUUUCUAUCAGUAUGGAUUUGUAUUCUCCACCUUUUAUCUAUUUGUCUGUUCUAAUGGCCAGCAAACCAAAGGAAGUUAUAACUGUCAAAAUCAAAGCAUUUAUUGUAACCUUAACUGGAAAUCUCUCAAGCUCUGGUGGCAUCUGGAAUAUAACAGCAAAGAUUUCUGAUGGCACUUCAUAUCUAGAUGUAGACUUUGUAGAUGAAAUACUUACUAGUCUGAUAGGGUUUUCAGUAUCAGAAAUGAAACAGUUAAAAAAGGAUCCUGUUCAGUACCGGAAGUUUCUGGAAGGUUUGAAGAAAUGUCAGAGAGAUCUAAUAGAUUUAUGUUGUUUGAUGACAGUUUCAUUUAAUCCCUCUUUAUCUAAAGCAAUGGUACUGUCAUUACAAGAUGUUAAUAUGGAACACCUUGAGAAUUUAAAGAAACGCUUGAAUAAAUAA